CCAGCAUGUUUGAAGGUUUAUGGUCAGAUAAUUCACCUGAUAUCAAAGAUAACUACUUCUUCAAACCAUCUACAUACGGUAAUAAGAUAUGCAGUGGUGGGUGUAACUGUAACGAGAAAGAUAACAUUGUCACAGGCUGUUCUGGACCCACAGUCAAGAUCCAGGGAUAUUCUUUUGAAAAUGUUACCAUGGAUUCCUUUGAGAGCAGUGUCACCAGCAUCCAACUUCUAGAUAUGCCAAACUUCAAAUAUUUUGGGAAUGCUACAUUUGAUCACUUGACUAAUUUACAAAGUUUGACUAUUCAUUCCACAAGCCUGAUUCAGUUCCCUGAUAUAUCUACAACUCAGAUGGAGAAAAUGAUGCUUUGUGACAACCAGAUAAAGUUUUUCCAACACAACCAUACAAAUCCAAUUUGGCCAUCAACCCUGAAGAGAUUAUCACUGAUUCAGAAUGAUAUAGAGUGGGUUCCAGAUAAUUUCUUAACAUUAAGCAGUAUUGAAUAUGUGUCAUUUUCCAGGAACAGUAUCAGAUAUUUUCCAUCUCUAGCUUUGAAGGGUGUCACCAGUUUAAUAUAUCUGGGACUUGAGGAGAACCAGAUUAGGAAGAUAUCUAAGAAUCAUUUGUCAUCUGUAAUUAACUCACCAUUGAUUCAUCUAAAUUUAAGCAAUAAUAUCAUAGAUUACAUUGAACCAAAUGGAUUGAAGCAGUUAUCAUCAUUAAAAAUUUUAGAGUUACACAAUAAUCAGAUAUCCAGGAUUGAUCAAGGAACUUUUGAUGGCAUACCAAAUCUGAUACAUUUGGAUUUAAUACACAAUCACCUUGAAGUCCUGACCAGUAGGAGCUUUACCAAUUUGAAUACACUAAUAACAUUGAGGUUACACAGUCAAGAUACACCAAUGAAGUACAUUUAUUAUGAUGCCUUCUAUAACAUCAAUGGAAACUUGACAAAUCUAUGGAUCAGUGACAAUGAGUUACCCUUUUUCCCUCAACAGGUUCUGUCAGAACAAGAGUAUCUAGCCAUGAGAGAAAUUUAUGCGGAUAACAACAGGAUCAUCAAUGCUACAGAGUACACACAGGAUGGUUUCCCUUUAACAAUGCAGCAUGCUUAUACCAACAAAAAACUAGCAUAUAAAUCAUGGUAUACCCUCAGAAAUCUAAAUAUACUAUAUUUAGGAGGAAAUCUAAUACCAGCAAUAGACCCACUAGAAUUCUGCAAUUUGACUGUUCUGACUGUCUUCAGUUUACGCAACAACUUGUUGGAUGAUGAUGUUGUCCCUGAUAAUGCAUUUGACUGCCUUACAAGUCUAGUUGAGUUAGAUAUUGCUUACAACUUCUUCAAGUAUGUUCCUAAAGCAGCAAAGACCAUAGCAUUGCAAGAUUUUAGGAUAUUAAACAUGGCAGGGAAUAAACUAACAGCUAUUCCAGCAGGAACAUUCCAAACUGUUAACUUCACUGAUCUUAAUCUAAAUAAUAACAAGAUUUUGGUGAUAGAAAAUACUGCAUUUCCUUCAACACUAGUAGAACUAAAUUUACAGAGUAAUGAAUUCCGGUUUACUCAUGAGAACCCAUUUACCAAUCUGUCAAGCCUAAGAUAUUUAAAUCUACAUAAUAAUGAUGUAGACUAUAUUCCAGAGGAUGCUUUUGACAACUGUAAUGAUCUGAGAGAGUUGACUUUACAGGGAAACAACAUUGGUUGGUUGACAAAAAAAAUGUUUGAAGAUAGUCCACUGAUGUAUGAAUUCAACAUUGCAAACAAUGAUUUAGCCUACAUAGAGAAUGGAACAUUUGAUCACUUCACAAAUCUUUAUUAUUUUUACUUUUAUAAUAACAAACUAACACAGCUGCCAUCCCUUGGAGACUUCUCUGACCUGGGAGCAUACUACUUCAGUGCAAGCAACAACAGAAUUACAGAAAUCAAAUCUAAUACUUUUGCAAACAUGAACGGAUAUUCCUUAGAUCUAUCUCAUAACCAGAUUUCAGUGAUUUAUAGUGAUGCCUUUGACAAUAUCAACUAUGAUCAUAUAACUUUAACUGAUAAUCCAAUGAAGACUUUAGAAUCCAGGUCUUUUGUUGGUAUAACUUUAGCCAAUAACUUGAAUAUAAAUGAUAUGGAAAUAAGUCAUGUGCCAGCUUCUGCCUUUGUCAAUGUCAAUGCUAAAGAUUUACUAUUGCAAAAUAACCAGAUAGAAUACAUUGAAGAAAAUGCUUUUGAUAAUGUUAUUUUAACAGAAGAUUUGUUCUUGAAUGGAAAUGGUUUAAAGACUUUACAUGGGUCCAUCUUUGCCAACAGCUCAUCGAUUGCAGGAAGUUUCCACAUGGAGACAAACAACAUAGAAUUUAUACCAAUAACAGCAUUUGACGCCUUAACAAGUGUCUCAAAAAUAUAUUUAAGUGACAACAACAUUGACCAAUAUCCUUCAGCGGCAUUGGGCAACAAAGGGCUUCUCUCUAUAUAUAUGGAGAACAAUAAAGUGACAGAAAUAUCCAGUAAUACUUUCCUCAACCAUGGUACACUUCAAAUACUAGAUAUGUCUGGUAAUGGAUUAAAGAAGAUUGAACAAGGAACUUUGGAUGCCUUGUCUGAUCUCACAUAUUUAGACAUGAGCAGCAACAACUUGACCUACAUUGAGCCUCUUUCAUUCAGUCAGCUUGGUGAUUUACAGACCAUAAAGUUAGCAGAUAAUGAACUAAUCUUCUUCCCAAAGUUACCCAACAUGACCAAUCUAAAGUCAUUGGAUCUAAGUAAUAAUCUCAUUAGAUCAUUUGAGAUUGCUGCAUUUACAGAUUUUGAUGGAAACAAGAAAUUUAAAACCUUGACACUGACAGGGAACACUGACAUUGGCUGUGACUGUUACCUUCUUGAAACAAUGACAGUUGUUAAAUCUAUCAUAACAGAUGGAGAGUGCAGUAGUCCAGUGGGUUUAGCAGGGAUAUCAUUAGAUUCUAGCUCAUCAGGAUCCUUACCACACUUCUUAAGUGCUGAUCCUGCAUUAUUUUUAUGCUCUCCUUAUCAUGUGAAUGCUGUGGCCCUGUCUGGGACCAGUAUAGAUGUCACAUGGACACGACCCAAUAAUAGUGUGUCAUCAACAUCCUAUAUUCCUGAUGCUUCUACUACACCAUGGCAGUAUUAUGUAUUUUGCACAGAUGGGACUGUCAAUGCUAAUGCUGUUGUAUCAUCAGGAACCUACACUUAUACAUUUACAUCUGUUGAUGGAAUACAGACAGAGACAGAAUAUAUCUGUGCUGUUGCUUUACAUGAUGGAUCUUCACUCAGUGCUUACAGUAGUCCAGCAGUAGUAACUACUCAAGUUGGUUCAAUUACCCCUGGAGGUACCCCUGGAGUAAAUGAUUGGGUUCUGCCAAUAAUUUAUUAUGACUUUAGUGUAACAGAUUCUGACUUCACUGGAUAUGCAGACACAACAAUAAGUAAGCCUACAUAUAUACCAAGUCCAUAUGGAGCCUGGCUGAAGAGAUCUUCCAAUCCUUCUUCUGACACCUUCUCUGGAUGGUUUGUUGAUAAUCCUGGCACUAACAUGGCAUUUAAUGAUACCAUCAUACUUACAGCAGAUACGGGGGCAUCAGUGCCUACUCAUAGAUAUGCCACAAACAGUUACUUCCCCAUUGAUGGCCAGGGUUAUGGAGACCAGGCUAAAGACUGCUAUGCUGCAUGGCACAAUUUUGGAUUUACAACUGCAAUCAGAUCAGGCUUUAUAUACCAGGGUAACGAGACCCUGACUGUAGGCGGAGGUGAUGAUGUAUGGGUCUAUCUGAAUGGUGUCCUUGUUCUUGAUGUUAUCACCAGGAAUGCCGGAACUUCCAUACCAUGUAAACAAAUCGACAUCUCUGCAGCAGCUACCUCGGGUGGAGCCACCAUCACUCCACACUAUGGUACAGUAUCAGGAAGUUCAUGUAUUAUAACAAGUACAGUACCUUCUGAUGCUAUCACACUGGAACUGGAGUCAGGAGAAAGAUACCACUUUAGCAUUUACCAUGUAGAGAGACUAGCCUGUUCAUCCAGCUUGUUUAUAGAAACCACCAACUUCCAGUUCAUAACUGACCCGGAAGAUGAACCUCCUAGAGAUUAUGUGGUAUCCUUGAAUGAAGAUUUCCAUUUGAAUGGCAUAGUAGCUGAACUUGCUUUGUCUGAUAUUUUCUCUCAGGGUCCUCCAUUUGAUAUAAGUAUAUUGAGAGGAAAUGAGGCCCGUCAUUUUACCUUGAAAGAUGAUACAACGACAUCCAGGACAGCUGCUGUGGCACCAGCUGUAGUACCACCAACAUACACUACCAUUGAUGGACUGUCAUAUGUAGAAUGUGGUUCUCCCUCUACUAUUACACCAGAAGGAAAUGAUCCUACUGUUGAAACUUUCAAUAUAAAUACACAGACUGCAUUGUUUAUAUUGGAUCUCUCCUUGGACUAUGAGGUUGUAACACUGUUUACUGUUGUUAUUCAAGUGGAAGAUAAUGUGAAAACUCCUCCAUCAACUGGAACCAUCACAGCUAAGAUAAAGAUUAAAGAUGUAAACGACAAUUGUCCAGAGCUGACACAGACAACUUUUGAUUUGAUUGCUGUUCCAUCUAUGCAGCUUUCAGCUAUUGCACAGCUUUUUGCUAGUGAUGUUGACAGUGAUUUUAACAGCUUGCUGGUGUUUUCCUUGUCAUCCAUUUCAAUCAGUCCAGCUUUAGAUUACAAUGCCACACAUGACUUGUACAAUGAAGUAUAUACAGCCAAUACAACCCUGAGUUUUACUGUUAUAGUUACAGACCACGGAAGUCCUGUUAGAGGAACAGCUGCUAGUAUAACAUUCCUAGUGGAUAAUUCUUGUCUAAUGGAUGUGGAGUAUGGAGUGAUUCUAUAUUCUCUCACAGUAGAUAAUAUGACGGGGGAGGUUUUUUUCCGUGUGCCUGGAUAUUACUAUUAUGAAUACGAGUGUAGAGAUGCUUUAGGCAUACAAAGUGGAGCGGUUCUGGAUGACUGGAUCUCCACGUCAUCAGCUAUGGAAGUAAGUGGUGGUGAUCGGGCAAGGCUUAAUAUGACAGCUCUCGAUGUAAGUUUUGGUGGUCUGACUGGAGCAUGGGUUCCAUCUGUUCAGGAUACCAGUCAGUGGAUACAGGUAUUCUUAACAGAGGAUUACUGGAUCCACACUGUACAAAUACAGGGACAAGAGGACCAGCCAAAUUGGGUGAGAUCGUUCUAUGUGACUAGUUCUAAUGACAGUGUGACUUGGACAACGUAUACAAAUGGAACAGGAGAUUCAAUUUUUGAAGGCGCCUAUGAUCAGAACAGUAUUGUGAAUGUGACCUUGGAUCCUCCCGUGUAUGGGAUGUACAUAAGAAUACACCCUGCAACAUGGAAUAAUUAUAUUGGUCUGAGAUUUGAAUUGAUAGGGUGCUCACAUGCAAAGCUAAUGUAUUACAAGACAACAUGUCAAAGGUGUCUGACUUCCUGGUUUUGUAAUGGUGAUAGUACUUUACAGCCCUGUGGGAGAUGUGGUCCUCCCCUGGAUAAUUCUACAUGUGGUCGAUCACCUACAGAACAUAGUUUUGGCCUGGCUAUUGAAUGUACAACGUGUCCACUUGGUUGGAUAUGUGAAGAUGGAUAUGCCACACCAUGUGAAGACUUCCAUUAUGUUGAGUGUAAUGACACAUACUGUCCUGCAACGUGUACCCAUUGUGAAAGUGGUUACGCUUGUCGUGGUGGACAAAAAUAUCUGUGUAAUGUGGGGACAUACUCUGAUGGGAAUGUUGAGUUCUGUGAAAUGUGUCCACCAGGAACUUAUCAAGAUCUAACAGGACAAUCAUCAUGCCUUAAUUGUCCUGCUGGACACUAUAGCUCCAAGAUGAAGGAUAUAUGUAAUGUGUGUGAGGCUGGGACUUAUGCUGCAGCUGAUGGUAGUGGUUGUCAGUCAUGUUCAGACACAACACAAUGUCCUUGUCUUGGAUCAUCAUUACUUUGUUAUCUGGAGGAACUUUGUUAUAAUAUGGAUGGAUCCUUUGACUGCUUGUCUUGCCCAGAUGGUUAUGAAGGCAAUGGGGUCACUUGUAAUGAUAUUGAUGAGUGUUAUGUGGGGAGUCCAUGCUGGAACACAUCAGCUUGCAUCAACACUGAGCCAGGUUACCAGUGUAGAGCCUGUCCCCAUGGUUACACAGGAACUUAUGAAGAUGGUCUUGCUUGGAACAAUACACGUAGGAUAUUUCAGCUGUAUAAUUACCACCAUGAUCCACUAUAUUAUCAGACAUGUUUUGACAUAGAUGAGUGUGCUGUCAAUCAUGGAGGAUGUGAUUCUAAUUCUUAUUGUCACAAUACACCAGGUAGUUUUUACUGUGGGUUUUGCAAAGAAGGUUAUGUAGGCAGUUCUAGAACUGGAUGUAUGCUAGCAGAUUUCUGUCUGUCUGGUGUUCACACUUGUGACAGCAAUGCUGUGUGUUAUUUCACAGGACCCGAGGAAUACAAAUGUCAGUGCAAGACUGGUUGGGCAGGCAAUGGUUAUAUUUGUGGAGAGGAUCCUGACCAAGAUGGGGUGCCAACACUGACUAUUUCCUGUACAGGUCCAUCUUGUCGUAGAGACAAUUGUGCAAAUGAUCCAAACUCUGGACAGGAGGAUAAUGACAAUGAUGGAAUGGGUGAUGCAUGUGAUUAUGAUGAUGAUAAUGAUGUAAUCGGUGAUUUAGAUGAUAACUGUGUGUUUGUGAGUAACAUUGUGCAGACUGAUUCCGAUGGAGACGGUGUAGGUGAUGUCUGUGAUAACUGUGUAAACGAUGCCAACACUGACCAAACUGAUGGAGACGGAGACGGAAUCGGUGACAUAUGUGAUUCCGAUCCAGACAAAGAUGGCAUCGCAUCAGGCUCUGAUAAUUGUCCAUUUGUUUACAAUUUAGAUCAAGCUAAUGCAGAUGGUGACUUGGUAGGGGAUGUUUGUGACAAUUGUCCCUAUGUCACUAACAGUGCACAGACAGAUACCAAUGAAAAUGGUAUUGGUGAUAGCUGUGAACUCCAAGACAGUGAUGGAGAUGGAAUACAAGAUACUGAUGAUAAUUGUCCAUAUUUGGCUAAUGGAGAACAGUCUGAUACCAAUGGGGAUGGAACAGGAGAUUUUUGUGACACAGAUAUUGAUGGGGAUGGUGUGUUAAAUGAUGAAGAUAACUGUGUGUGUAUCUCCAAUCCAUCUCAGACUGAUUCAGAUGGAAAUCAUAGAGGAGAUGUUUGUGAAAGUGAUUAUGACCAAGAUGGUACUAUUGAUACUUUGGACAAUUGUCCUAAUAACAAAUUCAUCAAUGAAUCUGACUUUGGUACUUAUACUGGUUUAGACCUAAAUCCUGAGCUGACAUUACAACCAGCACCAAGCUGGAUGAUUCUACAUGGUGGCAAAGAAAUAAGGCAGGUUUCAGUCACUACCAAACCAGUGGCCUAUGUAGGCAGUAAAUAUUUUGAUCAUAUCCAAUAUUCUGGUACAACAUAUUCUCAGGAUAAUGAAUGUUAUGGGUACAUAGGAUUUAUAUUUGGGUACCAGUCAACACAGAAAUACUAUGUUGCUCUAUGGAGACAUAGAUAUAAUAACAUGGAUGACAGAGGAGGCACCAAAGGGGUACAAAUUAGGUUGAUAGACUCCACUCAUCUGCCAGGAAACAACACGGCCAAUGCUCUGUAUCACAGUAAUUCUGUAACAGACUAUACCACUCUGAUAUGGCAAGACCCAUCCCUUGCUGGCUGGGAAUGUAGAACUAGUUAUAGAUGGUUUAUAGAACAUAAACCCUCAUUAGGACUCCUGAGGGUAAAAGUUGAACAGCAAGAAAGUUUGAUUGUUGAUUCCGGUUACAUAUACAAUACAGCCAUCAAUGGAGGAAGACUUGGUGUGUUUGCCUACAACCAGACUGGUGCCAUUUGGUCAGAUCUCCUUUAUAGUUGUACUGAAAGAGAAAACAAGGCAUUGUAUUUAAAUGGUUCGAGUUAUGGGACUUUAGGAAACUUAUCAUCAUUGGGAAUUGAAAAGAGUUUUACUGUAGAGGGUUGGAUUAAUUUACCAACAGGAUAUUCUUCAGCUAAACUUCCAUUUGUAUGUUCCAAUUCAAGUGAUUUUUGUGUGUAUAUAGAGAAUGGGAAUCUGCAUACACAAAUAGGAAGCAGAAUCGUCAGUGGAUCAACUAUGUUACCAGCAAACAACUGGACACAUAUAGCAAGUGUGUAUAAUGCACAAGAAAAGUCAGUAACAUUGUAUGUCAAUGGUGUAAAUGGAUUAGAUGUUCAGAUCACAGAUGCUACAGAAAUUGUUUGGGAUGGUAACAUGGUAUUGUAUCUAGGAUCAGAUCUUGUACACUACAUGCAGAAUGUGAAAGUUGAUGAUGUAAGAAUCUACAACAUCCAAAUUCCUGGCUCAGAUUUAGAUUUGUAUUGGCAGACUGCUAAUAUGGAGAGGGAACAGUCUAAGAAAACUAUGGCAGCACAUUAUAACAUGAACAAUCAAACUGACCCAUCUAUCAUCAUGGACUUAGGACAAAGAAAUAUAGAUAUGAUCAUGACAGGUAGUCCAUAUUUUGUAGAGAGUACAACAGAUUAUUCCAGAUAUAAUCUUCACUACAACUAAGAAACAGCUGUCAGACGAUUUUAAUGAAUAUACUUGUACUAUAUAAAUACAACUAUAUCCAUGAAUUAUAAUAAACACCUUUUACAGUCUUUCUGCAAUUAUGUUUUUAAAACUUACAUCUUUAAAUUAGUUUUUCUGCUGUAGAUUCUGUAGCAUUUCAGUAUAGGGUAGAUCUCAGGGUAAACAUUUGUGGUGUGAAUCUGUCUGCCAAUAACAUCUGACCACUUGUUGGUUAGCAGUUGACACUGUAGAUAUAAUCAAAGUACUGAAGUACUGAACAUCAGAUGACCACAAGUUCUUGUGGAUGGUCACAAGCACUUUAAAAAAAAAUGACAUCUCUGAAAGUGAGGUUAAGGUACAUAGAUAAUAAAAAAAUCUGAGACAAGUU
Mytilus californianus (California mussel) is the source of this 8967-nucleotide messenger RNA. RefSeq lists its product as uncharacterized. Bases 6 to 8579 code for a protein of 2857 amino acids. The record is from RefSeq and is a predicted model, not a curated record. Gene Ontology annotation, molecular function: calcium ion binding; protein binding. The transcript is spliced from 63 exons. Gene Ontology annotation, biological process: homophilic cell-cell adhesion. Gene Ontology annotation, cellular component: plasma membrane; extracellular region. NCBI's taxonomy places the organism in Eukaryota, Metazoa, Mollusca, Bivalvia, Mytilida, Mytilidae.